AUGAUAAACGAAGAGAUAUCUACAAUCUUUGUCGUCGGCUUUCCUGACGAUAUGCAAGAACGAGAAUUCCAAAAUAUGUUCAUCUUUUCUCCUGGCUUUGAAGCUGCUACUUUGAAGAUUCCGCAAAAGGAUUCGUCAGAUGAUGAUGGACCUGCAAAUGGUAACGGCAUUGGAAACGGUAAUGGCAAUGGAAUUGUUAAUGGUAGCAAUGCAAGGAAACAAAUUAUUGGGUUUGCAAAAUUCCGUACUAAGCUUGAAGCUCUUGAAGCUCGUGACAUUCUUAGCGGAAGAAAGGUUGAUGCUGAAAAGGGGUCGGUUCUCAAAGCCGAAAUGGCAAAGAAAAAUUUGCAUACUAAACGUGGCCUUUCUAACGAUCAAAAUGCUCCUGCUUAUCCUCUUAUAUCACCAACUAAACGUUUUCCAACUCCUAAUAAUAUCAAUACUGCUAAUGCUACUUAUGAGGCCUUCUACUCUGUUCCUCCUCCCCUUGCGCCUCCUCAAUUACCGAGUGACCUUCUUUCUCCUCAAGAUUAUGGCUACGAUUUUUAUUCUGAUGUGAGUGUAUAUACUCCUACAACGCCUACAACCCCUGUGUUCCCUGAUCAAACUCCUUUCUCUUCUUCAACUCGUGGUUCUUUUGAUGCUGCAAAUGGUUUGGUUGGUGCUCCUUCGCGUCCUCGAUAUAUUACUAAUAAUAAUACUAAAGGAAUCUUUGAUGAUGAUAUUAACUACCUUUCAAAAUCUAACCCUGUUGAAAUUGUUUCUAAAACUGCAAAGACCCCAACAAAUGGCUUUAACUCUGCUUUACUUGUAAAUGAUGACUUGCCAUUAGCAAUGUCUCAUUUAACAAUUAAUACUUCUGCUGUUCCUCCAUCUGUCGUCUCUUCUUCUCCAUCAAUCUCUUCUCCUGGUUUUCGUCCUCCAAAUCCUGCUGAUCAAAAUCCUCCAUGUAAUACUCUUUACGUUGGAAACUUGCCAAUGAAUACCUCCGAAGAUGAACUUAAACAAUUGUUCUCUCGUUGUCCUGGAUAUAAACGUAUGUGUUUUCGAACUAAACAAAAUGGUCCUAUGUGCUUUGUUGAAUUCGAAGAUGUACAUUAUGCCACUCAGGCAAUGAAUGAACUUUACGGUAAUCCUCUCAGCAAUUCCGUAAAAGGUGGAAUUCGUUUAAGUUUCUCGAAGAACCCAUUAGGCGUACGUAGUAGCAAUAAUAGCAAUGGACUUAAUGGUUUCAAUGGUGAGAGACGAGGUUCUACAUACAGCUUAACCGAUCGUAGAGACUCUACUUUUAGUUUGGAACGUCGAGAUAGCACAUUCAGUCUAACUGAUCGCAGGGAUUCUUUUAGCUUGGACAGACGUGAUUCUACCUUUAGCUUUGGAAGCAGUUCAGGUCCUACUUUUACCCAUCCCGAACGAUUUAACUUAGAUCGUAGAGAUUCUUUUUUAGGGUCUGAAAGAAGGGAUUCUUUAAGGGAUCCCUUUUUCCCAUCCGAACGAAGGGAUUCCUUUUCAUUCGAUCCUCAAUUGGCAUGA
Messenger RNA from Dentiscutata erythropus, 1533 nucleotides. The record is from the annotation of a GenBank genome assembly. Lineage: Eukaryota; Fungi; Glomeromycota; Glomeromycetes; Diversisporales; Gigasporaceae.